AUGAAAAAAUACGGAGUCAUCCUUUUAUCACCUUUUCUUAUCAGCUUAUGACUCUCAAUAUACUAUCUUCCUCAAGACAAAAUAACAAGAUAUCAUGGGUCCUCCUCCCUCACAGAAAUCCCUCUAGAAUCCAAAUCUAAUCCCUACGGAUUUUCACUAAACUAUAUUGAUAUUUAUACAGGAAGAUCCAAAACAUCUCAAUAUCCACCUUUUCUCUUUAUUCACGGACACAAAGGAAAUGCCACUCAAGCUAUAGAAAUGGCUCAAUAUUUUGGAUUCCAUGACCUGGAUCUUGAUUUUUAUUCAAUUGACUUUAAAGGAGGCGCAGUUGCCUUUUCACACAAUCUUAUGAACGCUGAGGCUCAAUUCGUCGUUGACUGUUUAAAUGAGCUCUCAAUUAUGUACGAAAAGAAAAUCACAAUAAUUGCUCACUCUAUGGGCGGAAUAGUAACAUCUUUAGCUUUGUCGCUACCAAAUGCCCCAGUUGGAAGAAUUUCUACAAUAAUUGCUUUGAGCACGCCUUUUGAAGCACAUCCAACCAAUUUUUAUUUACUCCUCCCUUUAAAUUGGAGCAAAAAAUACUGUUUCAGUUUAAAGGGAGUUUAGUUUUAUAAGGAUUAAUUCAAAAAAUUAAUCGAUUCAGGUAAAAUUGUUUAAAAAAAUAUUCUACAUGAACUUUUUCAGUUAAAUUAGGUCAAAAUUAUUCCUAUUGCAAUUUAAAGGACCAAAAAAAUAGAAAUUUUACCUAUGUUUUAUUCCAAUUUAAGGGGCUGUUAGCUUUUCCUGCAGCCUAUGCAAAGGUACAUAAUUUUUGGCUUGACCCAAAGCAUGAAGAGAUUUUUAUCCUUUCUGCGACUGGAGGUGUAAAAGAUUGAAUGAUUCCUUCUAGGCUUACAAAUAUAGAAGAAUUAAAUGAUAAGAAUUCGCUUCAUGCUUACACGACUCAGAUUGAAGACCUUCAUUUACAAAUGAAUCAUAAUGAGCUAGUUUAUGGGUCUAAAUUUUUAGGAAAAUUGAAUCAGGCAAUUAAAGCAAUAUUAGAUAGUGAGCCAAGUGAAAUAAAAGAAAACGUCAAUAAGAUAUGGCAAAAUAAAGUUAAUAAGCUGCUGAACUAUAUAGGACCAAAAACAAAAAUAGAAAAAGUUAUAGAAAUUGGCUCCAUAUCAAAUGACUGUAGAUUUUGAUAGUUUGACAUCUCAUAGGGGAAAAUUUGUUCGAUCCUUUUUGAUAGUAAGACAUUUGACCGGAAAAACCUUUAAAUUUCGGCUAAAUGUGUACACUAUUUAAAAAUUUUCGACAAAGGUACUUCGGUGGAAUGCACACUAUCAAAAAGGCACUAUCAUUGGACCUGCAUCCAUAGAAAUUAUAAAGGUUCCUGAUUUAAAGGAAAAGGUCACAAGGGUGAUUUCAGGGAAGAUUUAUUCAUUGAUUGAUGAUAACACAGAAGGAAUUUUUUUAAUAAGAAGCUCUGAAGAGGUUGAUCUAUUUAUUGAUUUUGAUGGAAUUUACCAAUUAGAAGCUGAAGCUUUUAAACUGAAUAAUCAAUACUAUUACAAAAUAAAUAGCCCUCCAGACUCCACGUCAAUGAUCCAAUCAAGAGAAAAUGCAUGGAUUUCCUAUGAGUUUUACAGCAAGAAUCCAGAAGAACUGAGCUUUUCUGAGGCCUUCCUAUUUGGAAUUGACUACAAAAUAAAAGGCUCAGACUCUGUAGCUACUCACAUUACCCCAGGUCUUGAUUUUUCUCAAGGGAGAUAUCCAAUAAGGAUCAAAAGUAAAAAUGAUGAAAAAUUCUCAGUUAUUUAUGGUAAAUGCGGAAUUGAAGAAAUUGUGAAAUACAACGAAAACGAUUUUACCUUCUAUUUUAAUGAAUAUUGUGCUGAUGGGCCUGAUAUCUGAAUUCUUGGCUAUGAUCCUGAAAAAGUUUAUGAAUUCGAAAUUAGCAUUGAUUUUAUAGGAAUGUUUAUCAUGCUUUCGAAAGAGUUCCGACUGACUGUUGUUAGUAUGGCUGCUAGUAUUGGCAUUAUAUUAACAUUUCCCUCAAAAUUAAGAUGGAUUCUUCUAGCAAGUAUUGCAGGAUUAUUGUAUUUGGCUAGCUGCACUUUAAGAGUUUAUGGAUUUUUAGGGUGGGAUCACGUGCACAAUCCACAUCAGCAUUUAGGAAUAAUUGAUGUUGCUUUCAUUAUGGCAACUGGAUAUGGAAUAGCAAUAAUUAUGGCAUUCAACUAUGUCACUUUAAUUGAUUUUUCUUAUUUUGUCUGCAAAAAAGUGCCUCAGAAACAUCUCUUAAAGUCCUAUUAUCUUGCAGUACUCAUCCUUAUUUUCCCUUGAAUUACAGUUUUAAUCUUGACAGUUAUAUGUUUUGCUUUAAAUAAAUCAAAGUCUGUAACUAACUAUCCCACUCAGUGAGUGAACAAAAAUAUUGGUAAAAUACCUUUUUUUUGCUAAAAGCCCACCCUCCGUGAGCAAACAAAAAUUUUUUUGAUAUAAAAAUUUUGAUAAAAUAAUGAUAAUUAUAUAUAAUGAAAUAUUUAGCUAAUUCUGCUUAAUUUUGAACAAAUUGCAUUUUUAAAUAUAAAUUUUACAAAUUAAAAAAAUAUUUGCUUUCCAAUUUUUAUGAAUAUAUUUUUUUUUUUAUCUUUUAUAAAAUUUAUAUAUAAUAUUUUUUUAAAAAAAAAAUAAAUCCUCUGUGAGUGAACAAAAUGUUUUUGUUCACUCACGGAGGGGGAAUAAAGGAAUUCUUUUCCCAAGCUUCUUAUUAUUAUUCCUUACUAUUUCUCAGCAAAUCAGCUGAUACCUAAACCUUGUGACUUUUUCUUACGUAGAAAUUUUAAACCUAUAUGAUGGAUUCAAUAUCCUUUGCUAUUUAUCUCUACUUUUUGCUAUAACUUACACAAAUAAAACAAUUAAGCCACAUAAGGCAGACGUUUUAAUAGCGUUUUAUAUGGCGUGCUGUGGACAAGAUCUAUUAUACAGAACAAACUUCUCCUUAAGUCUGCACUGUUUAGGACUUGGCUUAAGAAUUUACCUGUCGAAGACAAAAGAAAGAGAGGAAGAUUAA
Messenger RNA from Blepharisma stoltei, 3058 nucleotides. Lineage: Eukaryota; Ciliophora; Heterotrichea; Heterotrichida; Blepharismidae. The record is from the annotation of a GenBank genome assembly.